UCUCGGGGAUUCAAAUUAUUUCAAAUUUAUGAUUGAUUAUGAAAGAAGCAAAAUGAUUAAUAUUCAUUAGAUUACAUUAAACUAAAAUAAUUCCAAAACUAUUAUUACGUAUAAUAAAUUACUGUCGUAGUUAGCUGUUAUAUUCUUAUUGUAUUGUUAAAUUAACUAUUGGCUCAAGAAUUGAGAAAUUUAAAUUUUAAGUGGCAUUGUUUAAAAGAAACAAUGUCCCUGACCUUACUGAAGCACGCGUGGCGCAAUGUUGUGAAGAGCAACCAGCUCAGCCUCACCUCCGUGCACUCCAGGACACUCUCAUCCAGCAUUUCAGAUAUAACAAAGUCGUCAACGACAAGCUCGGAUCAGCUGUCGACGCGGCUGCAGGCGGCGGCGACGGCGGGCGCCGUGCUGGCGGCCGUGCAGGCGGCGCCCGCCGCCAGCGCGCAGCACAUGCUGCAGGCGCUGCGCUGCCUCUUCCUGCUGCACCGGGCCGGCAAGUUCGAGAAGGAACCGGAAGAAUUAAUAAAAGACCCGGGCUUCAGCGUCCUCUGCCAGAAUUUCAAAAAACACGCGCGCGCCCUCGAACUGAACGAGGCGAUAGAGGCCACCAAAGUGCUCUCCUACCUCAAAGUACCCGUAGAUUCUCUAAUAGUCCAAACCAUGCUGCAACUUAUAAGAUGCAAUAUAAACAAUUUAAACCUACGACAAAUUAUGUUCUUGGAUUUCAUACUUAAUCAAUAUGAUACUAAGAAUCAUUUAGUAGACGCGUUGAAGCUGGCGCUUCCUUUAGCUUUCCAAGUGCACCUACCGCUUGAGAUGGAUAACGAAGAUUUGCCGCUGCUCCGAGACAUGUUGUAUUACUGCUGUGCGCACGAGCUGCCUGAUCGGUGUAUAAAUAACGUGGUGACGGGGCUGUUACUGCAUGAUCAGAGCAUAGACGCGCAGGUGGCCAAGUCGAUCAUAUGGUCUCUCUGCGAUGUCAACUGCACUGAGGAAUUGUUCCCCACUAGAGUUCAGCUUCUCCACAUCUGCUUCGACAUCCUAAGUCAGUCUCUGAACCGUCUGUCGUACGACGAGGUGCUCCGCACGGCGGCGCGCCUCAAGGGCCGGAUACUGGAGAAGCACCCCGAGUACUAUCACGAGCACUUGAUGGACGCCAUCGCCAACUACGUCAUAGACAAUAAUGUGCCCUUCGAGAAGGGGCUGCUUAUAGCCAGAGUGCUAUCGAGGCUUGCCCACAGCCACCUCGGGUUGGUGGAGUACCUUUGCCAGGAGGUGGUCUCGCAGCCCACCACCCUCGAGAACGCGCGCACCAACAUCUUGUUCGGGUUCAUCAACUGCCUCUCCAACAACAACCACACCCCCCCUGAGACACAGUGGGUAGAGAUCAGGAGGCAGAUCUCCAACAACCCCAUACUGGAUGCCAAGCACGCCGCGCUGCCGUGGGUCAAGGUAUGCCUGGAGCUGGCGUCGCUGGGUCACUACGAGGACCGGCUGCUGAAGCGCGUGUUCUCGCAGGAGUUCCUCGACGAGUUCCUGAGCCGGCCCGACAGCACGCUCGACUAUCUCCAACUCCUCACGCUGCUUGUUGCUGUACACGCAUUCCACAGCGAGGAAUACCAGCUGCCGAAGCCCAUUCUAGAGAAGGCGAAGAACCUAUACCCGACACAUGCGGUGACGGAACAGCUGCAGAGAAGCCUGGCGCACGCUGUCGGCGCGCCGGACGUUGUGGCUAGGAACGUGCUGCUGCCCAGCGGGAUCGUGGCAGAUGUAUUCAUGUGUUUGAAGAACGGCUACCCCGUGCCGCUGCCGGUCACCGACGGCCACAAGGUGCCCAUCGAGCAACUCAACUUGCCUGAAGGGAGUUUACCGGUGUGCAUCCUAACGUUCAACCCGGGGUGUUUCUCGCUGAACAGCAACCGUCUGCGCGGCACGUUCCGGCUGGUGGUGGACGCGCUGGAGCGCGGCGGCUGCGCGGGCGUGGCGCUGGACGCGCGCGCGUGGCUGCGCGCGCCGCCGCACGAGCGCGCGCCGCUGCUGCUGCAAGAGCUCGGCUACAAGUGCGCCGAGUGCGGCCUCAAGCUCGAGCCGGCGUGA
Messenger RNA from Cydia fagiglandana, 2091 nucleotides. RefSeq lists its product as uncharacterized. NCBI's taxonomy places the organism in Eukaryota, Metazoa, Arthropoda, Insecta, Lepidoptera, Tortricidae. The coding region runs from base 223 to 2091 and encodes 622 amino acids. The transcript is spliced from 10 exons. The record is from RefSeq and is a predicted model, not a curated record.